Molecule: messenger RNA, 1491 nt
Organism: Rubroshorea leprosula
Lineage: Eukaryota; Viridiplantae; Streptophyta; Magnoliopsida; Malvales; Dipterocarpaceae
Source: the annotation of a GenBank genome assembly
GAAACUAAGACGGCGUCGAAUUUCCGACGAAGCACUACAGUUUACAUCCCUCAAUCGCCGAUACAGCGACGCCAAGUAGUCCUUCGCAAGUCAAAGCAACACAACGAAGACUGAACCGCAAGCAGCGACACAUCGGCAUAGCUCACUCCGUCUCUUCCUCUCUCCGGCGUCCGGCACCGAGAAUCGUACUAGCAUGGAGGACAGUGACGGUAGUUUACCGAAGCCAGUGGCAGUGAUAGCCUGCAUCGCCAUGGCACUCUUUUAUGUCGCAACCCUCUAUGCUCCAACUGUAGUCCUCCGCCUCCCGCCUCCGUCGUCCUCCAAGGUUUUCAUGAUUCGAAGGUUCAUAUGCGUAGCCAUAUCCUCCAUCGUAUCUGUUGUCUCUUGUGUUUUCAUCCUUCCGGCAAGAAGCAGGGAGGACUUCUCUUUUUUGGGUAUUUAUGGCAUUCGAACCGACCAUAUUAUUGGGAAAGAGUGACUCAUUUUAACAUGCCUUGCAUUUCUACAGUGGCAAGCAGUGGUUUUUCCUCUUCUUCUAACGUCUCUUAUGUACACUGGAUCUUUGGUACUGAAAUCUCUUUCAGUGGUUGAUAAAUGGAAGGAGCGUAGGAAUCAAGGUCAAGGACCUUUGUUUGAUAGUAUCAAAACCAUCCUGCAAGAGGUUCCAAGCUGGAUUUUGCCAUCUGCUUCCAAUAUUUUGUUUUGGCGUAAUUUGGUAGUGGCACCGUUGACAGAGGAGUUGGUGUUUAGGGCGUGUAUGAUACCGUUACUUCUAUGUGGAGGAUUCAAAGUGUAUGCUGUCAUUCUUCUCUGCCCUGUAUUCUUCAGUUUGGCACAUUUGAACCACAUGAUGGAGAUCUACAAUCGCCAUCGCUAUAGCUUGCUCAAAGCUUCCAUGGUUAUAGGUCGCCAGCUUGGUUACACUGUGAUUUUCGGUUCAUAUGCUUCAUUUCUUUUCAUUCGAACAGGACACCUUGUUUCUCCUUUAGUCGCUCAUAUGUUCUGCAAUUAUAUGGGAUUGCCUGUCAUAUUUGUGCGGAGGAAAGGGUUGGUGACUUUGGCCUUUGUAGCCGGAACAGUGACCUUCCUAGGGCUUCUUUUUCCGAUAACGCAGCCCAAUAUGUACAAUGAAAGAACAAAUAACUGCAGAUGUUGGCAAGGGUCUUGUUCAUGGGAUUAAAGCUUUGACAUCGUUUGGGUGGAAGAUGUUUGUUGUUAAAUUAACUAGGCAUACUAGCAUAACAAUCUGAAAAUUGGAGAGGAAUGAAUCAUGCCAUGUAUUACUUUUUAUGCCAUUUACUCUUGCCUCGGAACAUUUUGUUUUGGACUCCAGAUGAUGUCAAUGCUAGUAUCGGUCAUUGGUAUCCCAGGGAUCCCUGGGAAUCCACUAUUUGUAUUUGAUUCUAAAGGAUGUUAUCCCAUACCUAAAUUUCUCCCUUUUUUGUAUUCUUUCUUCCAUGUAUUUUUGCCUGGCCUUAUUUAAUUUUACCU